Molecule: messenger RNA, 1489 nt
Organism: Monopterus albus (swamp eel)
Lineage: Eukaryota; Metazoa; Chordata; Actinopteri; Synbranchiformes; Synbranchidae
Product: B2 bradykinin receptor-like
Exons: 2
Biological process (GO): cell chemotaxis; G protein-coupled receptor signaling pathway; positive regulation of cytosolic calcium ion concentration
Cellular component (GO): external side of plasma membrane; membrane
Molecular function (GO): C-C chemokine receptor activity; C-C chemokine binding; bradykinin receptor activity
Source: RefSeq, a predicted model, not a curated record
CACAAAAUCUCCACAGCAGUUUUUUACUUGUUUAAAUGCUUUUCCAAACACAAAACAGCCAUUAUAUUACAUACAUCACUUCAGAUGCCAUUUUGUGCUGAUCCCUGGCACCUCCCUUCAACAAGAUCAUGCAAGUUGUGAACAGCAGCAGGCUGUGAUUUCCUGAGUGCCAAUGUAUCCAAGUCACAGCAACAAAUUAUGACUGUAUAAUCAUGUAAUCAUCUUGACCUGGCCUUACACCAAAGACAGCAUAACUCAAUUGGCCUUAUUGUCUUUGUGUGUGUGUGUAAUCAUACUGUACAUGUUUGUAAAUCCUUGCAGGUAUAAAUAAGUGGCUUUUUUUUAAAAACCAGAGAUUAUCUGUUGCUAAGACUCCCUUCUUCUAAAGUGACAUGUACAUGCUGAGUGUUUGACCAACAAACCAUUAUCCACACUCCAUUAAAUCAAUCAUUUCUGCUACACAUAGCAACACAUACAAUGAGCCACUGUUGACACAGUUAAAAGCUUUUACUAGAAUAUGUCACCCUUAUUUUUUUACUUCUAAAACUGCUUUUACUGUGUAGCAGCUGUCACAGUGGUCCCUACCUCGGCAGUUGAGUGACUUAUGGAGAGUGCCACAAGAGAUGAGAUGGUCUGCAACCAGACAGCUGCAUGGGACUGGGUUUACACCAUGCAGCCUGCUUACAUGUCCAUCAUCUGCUUUCUUGGCGUGAUAGGCAACUCCUUUGUGCUCUGCGUGUUCUGUCUCCAGAGGCGCCACAGCUCUGUGGCCGACAUCUACCUGAGCAACCUAGCUGCGGCUGAUCUCCUCAUGGUUUUGUGUCUGCCAUUUUGGGUGACAACCAUUAUCCACAAGUUCCACUGGAGGUUUGGGGAGCCCAUGUGCCAGCUUAUCAACAUUGUCAUUGGGAUGAAUUAUUAUUGCAGUGUGCUGUUCAUAACAGCUGUGAGUGUGGACAGGUACUUGGCUCUUACCAGACCGCUGUCCCAGGGAAGAAAGAGACAAGCCUUCUGGGCACGUGGGAUUUGCUUCAGUAUUUGGAUUGCUGGGAUCUUGCUCAGCUUCCCUGCUCUCCUCUUCCGCUCUGUGGAAUACUUCCCUGAUUUGGGCAUUUACGCGUGCUAUGUAGCAUACCCCCAUCAAGGCUGGAGACUGCGCUACAAUAUGACUGUCAACAUAGUAGGCUUUCUUAUCCCUGUUCCUAUUGUAUCCUUCUGUAGCCAGAAGCUGAGAAAAUACAGCAGAAAUAGUGUGGAGAGGAAGGCAGAAUACCUUGUACUUGUUGUUCUGGCUGUGUUUAUCCUUUGCUGGCUGCCCUACCAGAUCCUGAUCUUCUUGGACACCUUGUAUUACUAUAACAUCAUCUCUGGAUGUACAUGGGUGCAUGUGUUGGACAUUAGCAACCAGUUAACUACUUACCUUGGGUACAGUAACAGCUCGUUGAAUCCUUUUCUGUAUGUGAUUGUGGGGAAGCACUUCAAGCGAAGG